Messenger RNA from Pogona vitticeps (central bearded dragon), 1926 nucleotides. It is a transcript of the gene MPPE1, whose product is annotated as metallophosphoesterase 1. The record is from RefSeq and is a predicted model, not a curated record. Gene Ontology annotation, molecular function: phosphoric diester hydrolase activity. Gene Ontology annotation, biological process: GPI anchor biosynthetic process; endoplasmic reticulum to Golgi vesicle-mediated transport. NCBI's taxonomy places the organism in Eukaryota, Metazoa, Chordata, Lepidosauria, Squamata, Agamidae. Gene Ontology annotation, cellular component: endoplasmic reticulum-Golgi intermediate compartment.
GCCGAGUCCUCUUGGGGAGAGGGAGGGGGCGCUUUCCGCCCUCAGGAGUUUCUCCCCCGGAGGCUUUGCUUCCCCUUCUGAAAAGGCUGCCGGUUGGCGAAGCUUUCCUCGCUGCUCUUCCAAGCCGGGAGCAAGAAAGUGCCCCUUGUUGGUGCAGGAUCUCACAGAGAAGAUCCUUCGGGACAGCCCGUGGGGCCGCCGCCGCCGCCGCUUCAGUAGCUGAGAGUGGCUAUAAAUUCGGAUGCCUUGGGUAGGGCUUGCAAGUAGACAAAAAUCAUAGGUAGCGUUAAAAAAAAAGUGAUGGCAGAGCCGUGGCUUUAUAAAGAUCAACUUAAACACCACCGCAUGCAAAGCUCGUCGUUGAUAUGGAGAGCUAUUUGAAACACACAUUGGACUUGAUUGGCCUGAAUAGCUGGAUAUUGGUGCCAUUUAUGAGGAGAAAAAACUGCACUUAGGCUGAGAUGGCAGUUGUGAGCUUGAGCAUUGUGCACACUUUUUCUUGGAGGAAAAGAAGCACUUUUGCCCUGAUACUGUUGUCUGUUAUCCUUUCUGUGUUUGUGUUCUGUGAAUUUUUAAUUUAUUACAUUGUUAUAAUUCAGUGUCAGUGGCCACAGCUGAAAAGCCAGUCAUCAACAGCAAGCAAACAGACGCCAGAUUCUAUUUUAAAAGCAAUGUUUUUAUCAGAUACUCAUCUGCUUGGUCAAGUCAAUGGACACUGGUUGGACAAACUAAGGAGAGAAUGGCAAAUGGAGAGAGCCUUCCAAACUGCCCUUUGGCUUCUGCAGCCAGAAAUAGUUUUUAUACUUGGUGAUGCCUUUGAUGAAGGAAAGUGGAGCUCUUCCGAGGCCUGGUCAGAUGACGUAAGACGCUUUCAGAAAAUGUUCAGGCAUUCAGCGGACACCGAGCUGAUCGUUAUAGUUGGCAAUCAUGACAUAGGCUUUCAUUAUGAAAUGACUGCAUUCAAACUGGGACGUUUUUUGAAAGUUUUCAAUUUCACUUCAGAAAAACUGAUAACUCGGAAAGGAAUAAACUUUGUUACAGUAAACAGCAUUGCUCUGGAAGGUGAUGGCUGUAUGAUCUGUAAAGAGGCAGAAGCAAAGCUAACUGAACUCUCUCACAGACUCAACUGUUCUUUGCAGGAUCAAAGCCAAUACCAAAAAAGGUGCAGUGGUGUAGACAUCCCUCCAGCUUCAGCUCCAAUUCUGUUACAGCAUUAUCCUCUGUAUAGAGAAAGUGAUUCAAAAUGUACAGGAGAUGAUUCUGCUCCUCCAGAUAAGAAGAAUGAUCUCUUCAGAGAGAAAUACGAUGUCCUUUCUCGGGAAGCUUCCCAGAAGCUGUUAUGGUGGUUUCAUCCUCGACUGAUUCUGAGUGGUCAUACACACAGUGCCUGUGAAGUGCUGCAUAAUAGGAGAACUCCCGAAAUCAGUAUUCCAUCAUUCAGCUGGAGGAACAGAAACAAUCCUAGUUUUAUAAUGGGCAGCAUAACAUCAGCAGACUUCUCUCUCUACAAGUGCUUUCUUCCAUUUGAGAUCACAGUUAUUACUGUCUACUGUAUAGCAGGAACUGUGCUUGUGGUCCUCAUACUAGCUCGCUUUCAGCCUCAUAUUUCCCCUGUGCAUUUUGUUCAGCGUUUAAUCACAAAGUAUAAAGCACUAUGAAGCGUCGGACACCUGUAAAUCAGUUACUGACACACCAAAGCUAAAGAACAGUCCAUCAGACUACAUUCAUGCCAGCAAAUGCGUACUUGAAUUGCUAGCACAAGGGCAUACAGUAAGUUCUAGACAGUUGAUAAGAGUUUACUACAGGAUAGUUAAAUGAAGGCUUCAUGCUGUACAAAAAUAUUGUAUUCUACAAUCAAAUGAAUCAUUUUCUUGCUAAAGUCUUGUAUCAAAUAUGUAUAUUAAAAGUUUGUAACUGUACACUAUA